AUGGCGGGUGUCAAACGCAAGUUGGCAGCUACCAGAGAGCCUGCGGCUCCCAAGACCUCAAACCCUGCGUCUGCAGAAGCUUCACAAUCCACUCAGACCUCGCAGGAUGCACAAGAUGCUCCUGACGCCUCAAAUGAUGUUGCCAAUCCCAGAGUCACGCGUCUCGGGACACGCUCCACGGUGAUGCGUAAUGGCCGCCGGAGCCGUAUCGUCAUUCUCAGAGCUGGCGGUCGUGUUCUGCUGGACAUGAGUCAACAGAAUCCCCAGACCUCUCAGGCUCCUCAGGCUCCUCAGAUGACUCAGGCCACUCAGGCUUCCCCUCCUCUCUCUCUUGCAUCACAGGCCGCCACAGAGGCACAGGCCGAAGUACAGGAAGCGGAAGCAGCCAGAGCUUCAGAACCAGCUCAAGAGCACCAGUCCCAGCCCGAGGCCGAAGCAGAGCCAGAGAUCGACACUCCUCGGCCGAAGCGUGUCAGACGAACCGUUAUGCCCGACGAGUCACCUCGGACUGUCAGAAAGUCCAGGAGGCUGAACGGCCAACCCCUUGGCGCUGAUGCAGACGAGACUAUCGACUUGAAUCUCUCUCGGAGAAGUCCCCAAAAGAAUCCCAGAUCACGAAACAAUAGACGGGCACAGCAGCCAGUCAUUCAGCAGAAUGACAGCGUUAUCGAUGAAGCCCCAGAAAUCGCAGAAGAGCUACUCCAGCCUCAACAAUCUCAAAGCUCUCAUGCUGAACCGACCGAGGAAGCACCCGUGUCCCAAGCUGCCAACGAGAAUCGCACCCAACAACACUCUACUACCCCGACCAACACCAGCGAGACUGUACCGAUUGCACCUGUUGAAUCCGUCGUCGAACCAGGACCUGCCAGAGGUGAAGCCUCAGUACCCAAAGGAGACGACGUUCAUGCUCGAAACGCUGAACAGAGUACCACUGCGGAGAAGAACGAAGAGACGACCGACGACGACGUUAGACCGACAGAUCGCGACGGCGACAUCGCCAUGGACGACGCAGAUCCUGAUUUCACCGAACCCGAACCAAAGUCUGAAGAAGAAAAAGAAGAUCUCCCCGAGCCACGGUCGCACCAUCUCCUCCCAAACGGCAGUGGCAGCGUUCCCUCAGAGUCUGUGGCCGAGGUGGCCGGCGAAUCCACCGUUCCAAGCGAAUCACGCACCGCAACGGAAGACGUCGAGAUUUCCACCACCGAAGAUGUCUUGGCCAUCGCCGCUGCGACUGCUCGAGGCCGUGGCAGAGGCCGUGGUGGUCGCGUCACCCGAGCUCGAGGCCGAGGCGGCCGCAACCGGGGUGGUGCCCGGGGCCGGGGCCGGGGCGGUCGUGCUCGCGGGGGUGCGGCAACGCGGGAAUCAAGCGAGGUGAUCGAAAUAGACCCUGCAUUGAACCCGGCCAACACGGCUCUUGCCCAGAAGCUCCGCGAACGGCAGCGUGAACUGGACAAGACGUUCAAGAAGGUCGCCGCGGCCCAGCGGCUCGCUCUCAGCGUUCUGGCCACGCAUUCGCACCGGCGCCUUGCUCGAGAUAAGAACGCCCACAAGAACGUCCCGGAGUACGACGAGGUGAACCAGGCCCUCAGAGAACACCUUCGAGCCAAAGAAAACGCCCUGCGUCACGAAUACGAGCUCAAGGUUGAGCAGGAGAAUCGACUGUACCAAGCAUAUACGGCGGAGAUUCAACAGCAUUUCAGGGAUGUGGCCCAGCAUAUUCACCAGGAACACCUGCUCGCGGCUCAAGGAGAUUACAUGGCAUUUGUUGGAGGCCGUCAAGCUGCAGAAGACGAUGAACACACAGAGACCGACGAAUCCGACUCCGAAGUUGAACGCGGUAUCUUCUCCCAUCUGAGGAAGGAGUUUGUCCGUGGUUACAACUCUUCCUUUGUACGUGCCCUCCCUGGCGCGGCCGCCCACGAGCGUGCCAAGACCGGCUGGGAAGACUUCGUCCAACGCGCCAAGCUCGGCGGUGAUCUCAACCCGCAGAUGAAGGAGAUGAGCCAAGAGGGGGAUGCCGCCUCUGCCUCUGCCCCCGCCUCAACCUUCGCCUCCGCCUCCGCCUCCGUGGUGGCCCCCAUCUCCGACCGUCCAGCCAUGGCCUCGGCAGCAAUCAACCUGCUGCUCGAGGCCAUGAGCGCGCUGGACCAGGUGCCCGACACAGCGGCGUUAAACGUCCUGGCCGACCUGGCCAUGGGGGGGGAGUCGAGCAAUGCUCCUCCCCCCCCCGGCCUACCACCUGUGAUGACGACACCUGCUGCUGCUGCUGGUGGUGCUACCCAUCGCACCAUUCUGCCCCAACCGGCACCUCAGCAACAACCGCAGCAGCAGCAGGUGUCGUCCCCGCUGAUCCCCCCGGGGCCAACCGACCCUCGCUCAUUUCUUCUCCCCCGCCCGGCCCCGGGGGGACCACAACAAGGGGGGCAGGGGCAACAGCAACAGCACCGGCGUCUCCUUCCAGCCGGUCAGCCCCUGCCCCCCAUCACCGACAAGCCGGGGCGGCUGGAUCCCUUCGGGGGGUUUAACGGCCCCCCCCAGCUGCCCCCGCCGCCGGGGUCGAACUUCCAGCGGCCGCCGAUGCCGGGCUACCUGCCUGGAGGCCCGCCGCCGCCCCCGCCGCAGAUGUAUCAUCCCUACGCGGCUCCUCCUCCUCCUCCUCCUCCUCCUCCUCCUGCUCCUCCUCGCAACCCAUACCAGUGA
Messenger RNA from Penicilliopsis zonata CBS 506.65, 2700 nucleotides. RefSeq lists its product as hypothetical. The record is from RefSeq and is a predicted model, not a curated record. The coding region runs from base 1 to 2700 and encodes 899 amino acids. NCBI's taxonomy places the organism in Eukaryota, Fungi, Ascomycota, Eurotiomycetes, Eurotiales, Aspergillaceae. The transcript is spliced from 4 exons.